UCCAUAUGCAUUGGCCUCAGGAGGAUGGUUAAGUUUAGCACUUUUAUUUUGCAUUGCAGCAGCAGCAUUUUACUCAGGCAUCCUAAUGAAAAGAUGCAUGGAAAAAAAUUCAAACAUUAAAACAUAUCCUGAUAUAGGUGAACUUGCAUUUGGAAAAAUAGGAAGAUUAAUAGUAUCAAUAUCAAUGUACACAGAGCUAUACUUGGUUUCAAUUGGAUUCUUGAUUCUUGAAGGUGACAAUUUGAGUAAUUUAUUCCCAAUUGAAGAGUUUCAAGUAUUUGGUUUAUCAAUUGGUGCAAAGAAAUUCUUUGUGAUAUUGGUUGCAGUGAUUAUCUUGCCAACAAUUUGGUUGGAUAAUUUGAGUCUGCUUUCUUAUGUAUCUGCAAGUGGUGUGUUUGCUUCUGGUGUUAUUAUUUUGUCAAUAUCAUGGACUGCAGCAUUUGAUGGAAUUGGUGUUCAUCAAAAGGGUGAUAUUGUAAACUGGAGUGGAAUUCCAACAGCUGUUAGCUUGUAUGCUUUUUGCUAUUGUGCACAUCCUGUUUUCCCUACUCUCUACAAUUCCAUGAGGAACAAACACCAAUUCUCUAAUGUGCUAAUUGUAUGCUUUAUAUUAUCCACGGCUGGUUAUGCAUCAAUGGCUAUAAUUGGUUACUUAAUGUUUGGUUCCAAAGUUGAUUCACAAAUAACAUUAAACUUACCACUAAACAAAAUAAGUUCAAGAAUAGCAAUAUACACAACAUUGGUGAAUCCAAUAUCCAAAUUUGCUUUAAUGGCAACACCAAUUACAAAUGCUUUAAAAGAUUUACUUCCAAGGACAUACAAGAAUAAUAGAGUGACCAAUAUGUUUGUGAGCACUGUCCUUGUCAUCAGCACUGUUAUUGUUGCAUUGGCUGUUCCUUUCUUUGGGUCUCUCAUGUCACUUGUUGGAGCAUUUUUAAGUGUUACUGCUUCUAUUUUGCUUCCAUGUUUGUGUUACUUGAAGAUUUUUGGAAGCUAUAGUAAAUUUGGGUUUGAGACAGUGACAAUUGUAGUGAUAAUAUUAGUAGCUAUAGCAAUGGGAAUUUCUGGAACAUAUAUUUCAUUUGUCGAAAUAGUACAAAAUUUGCAAUAGGUA
Molecule: messenger RNA, 1114 nt
Organism: Medicago truncatula (barrel medic)
Lineage: Eukaryota; Viridiplantae; Streptophyta; Magnoliopsida; Fabales; Fabaceae
Product: amino acid transporter AVT1I
Exons: 2
Coding region: 86-1111 (341 amino acids)
Source: RefSeq, a predicted model, not a curated record